CUUGUUCAGGUGAGAACCUCUCAGUCUCUAGAGGAUAUCUUCGCCUCAGCUCCUUUUAUUCUCUCCAAUCUCGUCUACGUCACCGCGAACGUAAAACAAGAAUGUAGAAAACCCUGAUUACUGCAUUGCACAUGCAUGGGUCACCCACAGGUGGAAAAAUCGACGAUCCCCUACGUGUUGCAAUCAAGGGAGCUGCGUGGACGCACUAAGUCCUUUGUUGCUGAAGACUUGCAAACUCACUAAGGUGUGGUUUAUUGUAACCAGCCUAUCGCCUCUUGUAGCCAUAAACACAGGUGUUAUCUGGUGCUGACAGCGGGUAUCUCAAGUCAAGCGCUCUAAUUGCACGUCGCACGUAAGCGUUUGCGUCAAUGGUCAGAAUGUGUAACUCAUUUAUGCCAUGCAACUCAUGGAUCAUAGCUUUUACUAUGAUCUGGUCAUUCCUAUUUUAAGCUCGAAUAAUCCAGAAUAAAGAUUAAAAAAAGAAAGCGGAAAGUCCCGAUGAGAUAAACCCUGUUUAAAGGACUGUGCAGAUUUUUUAAAAGAAAGAUAUGCUCGUUAUUACGUGCGCGCGAGGUCUUAGUCACCUGAUCUCCUUGCAUUACUAUUCAUUUAUCUUUCAAAUUUCUCGUCGUAUCAGUAAAGUGGGAGACGGAUUAUGAGAGACUUGCAAAGUAGCACUUGGUCACAAAUUUAAUGGUGUUGCUAUGCUAAAUGCUGCUUAGCCUGGCCAUUGCUGCCGCCUUUAUUGUAGUAAUGAUGGAGAUUUCUGCCGUCCAGUUGCCAUUUUUGGACAGGGUACAUCCCACAUACUUGAACCUGUUGAUCUCUUGCAGUUGUUCAGAGAUCACCAUUCACUAAAACUCCAUUUACUGUGUUAUUUGAGCUCUAACUCGACGCCUCGUGAACAGUUCUUUGACAGGGAAUGUCAGCUCGGUAUGACACAAAGCGGCCCUAUACUCCUCCAGGAGUAACAAGGAGUAAACUAAACUAAACAUGCCACAAAGCUUCACCCAAGACUCUGUCAAACGCCUUCUUAAAGUCAGUGAACUUUGUGGAAGAAAUCUCAUUGCUGCAGGGUUUUAUUUAAGGACAGGUUUGUUCUUUUGCAUUGUCUAAAGCCAGCCUGUUCUUCUACUGAAAGGGUUAAACAGGCCGAUGGUUUUGUAGCUAGCUUUGUAUAGUUUCUUCUCUUGAGAAGACCUCCAGUAGCACAUGGUCACACAUUACUGGCCUGACUUGGCCGGACGUUUUGACCUUAUAUUGAACUUUACAAGUGCAAAGUCAGUUUAUAAUGGAGACAUUGGAUUCAUGCUGGAUUUGCGCUCACAAUGGUACAAUGCUGACCCACGUGAGCCCAGUAUAUAACCCCAAUCGCAGUCAUCUCAGUACGAUCAUAUCCAAGUAUAUUGGCCCAAUACUCAAAGAGCAAAGUCGAUUUUAUAUUGGGCCGACAUUGUCGAGAAGUUGAAUAUAUAUAGGAUUUAAUACUGCCAAGAUUUUGCUACAGUGUUAAUCGGUACAAUGUUGACAAAAUAACGGUACAAUUCUGCUCAGAGACUAUUGUUGAAGAACCCCUUGCUUAUCAAUCUUUCCAGCCUUAUCUGACCUAGUCACCAUGGCAAGCUAGCAUGAUGUACCAGCUCUGCUAUGGUGAAACAAAAACUAUGUUCGGGAAGAUGCAGAUCCUGCUGACACUUUAUGAAAUUAUGACGGUUUAUAAAAUCAUUAUCAGUAUCUAUCUAAAACUCUCACAUUCCAUGUAAAAGAGUGGUCGACAAGCGACAUCUAUCAUCCACUAAGAAACAAAGAGAAUCAGACACAGACACACGAUUUCGAGCUGGUUUACCGGGUACUAGCUGAUUCCAGGUCCACCCCUAUGAGGUCACACGUGGAACGUGGCAAAAAUAGACAAGGUCAAGGCUGCGGGUUACAGACAUGGAACCUGCAUGAACUCUCUAGCUUAUCUGUCUACAGACCAAACCCACACGACAGAUGUGUGACACAAUGGGCCUAAGGUCAGAAGAUUGUGUUUUGUAUGUCAUGUAGUUGCAGUCUACAUUGAUACAUGGCAACAACAACAUUCAGCUGUCACUCACAGCUCUCCGCGAGAGAAGAAGGGAGGAAGGUUGCAGUCGGUGAAGCGUGACCCAGUUAGCACACAUCGCUGUUGUUUGUAGGUCAGGUCAGACUUAUAUAAGGUUCCUGCAAGUGUCAUUCGCUCAGACCGAGACUGCACGCUUGUUGUUCUGUCUUUCGUCGACACUAACAAAGGUGCAAACACAGAAACCUGUGAAAAUGGUGGUUGGCUUUGAGAGCAGCAUCUGGAAUGUCUCCAGAGAAGUCAAGGUGACAGCGGCAGUGUUUGCUGUAACACUAGUUGCUGUGAAGUUAAUGAGCUCAUUAAGCAAGGGACGCUACAAGCUGCCGCCUGGCCCCAGGAACUUGCCCUUAGUGGGUUACCUCCCGUUCCUUGGGAAGCACCCCACAGUUGUCUUUUCUUCUCUGCGGAACAUUUACGGAGAUGUGUUCAGCAUCCAAAUGGGCAGCUUCCCGGCCAUCGUACUCAACGGGAUGGACGCCAUCAAAGAAGCUCUUGUAACCAAGGGAGACGACUUUUCCGCCAGACCACCGUUCACCACCGCCAGACUCCUGAAUGAGGGCAGGAAUUUUGGAUUUGCGGCCUUCGGACCCAUCUGGAAAGCUCACCGCAAAAUUGUUAGCAAUGUCAUGUAUGCCUUUAGUAACGCCAGAAAUAAUCCCAUUGAGGACAUCAUUGUGUCGGAGGCCAUCACUGUUGCUGAGGAGUUUGCUGCCCACGGAAACAAACCUUUUCAGCCUUCCGACGCUGUCACCAUGGCAGCGUCUAGUUUGAUUUACCAGCUUUGUUAUGGACGAAACAAAAACAUUCGAGAAGAUCCAGACUUCGCUAGUACUCUGAAAAAUGGCAAAAAGUUUAGAGAAUUCACCAGCACAGGAAAUCCCGUGGACGUGAUGCCGUGGCUCCGGUACAUCAUGCCAUGGAAGGUCAGCACCUUUCUAGAAAUCACAGGUGCAUCCCUUGUCAGGAGAACGAAGAAGGUGGAAGAGCACAAGAAAACAUUCGAUGAGGAGCAUCUUCGGGACAUCACUGAUGGACUGCUCCAUGCAGCCAAUCACCUGUCUGAUGAGGACAAAGCUGUGGGGCUGGACAGUACUCGAGUCAUUGAAAGCAUUGAUACAAUUUUUGGAGCCGGUGGCACAACAAUUGCUUCAUUUCUUGAUUGGAGUGUUCUGCUCAUGGCGGCUUUUCCCCAAACCCAGGAGAAAGUAUUCCAAGAGAUAGAGGACGUUGUCGGUCAAUCCCGCUACCCGUGUCUCGCUGACCGUUCCCGUCUACCCAUGGUUGAGGCCACCAUCUAUGAAAUUUUUCGAUUUAGCUGUCCAGUUCCUUUUGCUUUGCCUCACGCCACAGUCUGCGACACAACUGUACAAGGCUACGAUGUUCCUGAAGGAACAGUGGUUCUGGUCAACCUCUAUUCCGUUUUCCAUGAUCAGGACACGUGGGGAGACCCCGAGAAGUUCCGACCAGAGCGUUUCCUGUUGGACAACGGUCAGCUGGACAAAGCCAAGACCGAGCAAGUGAUCGUCUUCUCCCUGGGCAGACGACGAUGUGUCGGCGAGUAUCUGGCGCGGAUGGAGGUCUUCCUGGCCUUCACCACCCUCAUCCAACGCUGUCGACUGUACAAGCCACCCGGGGCACCCGACUACACACUGGGGAGAGUCUUCAGACUUGGUUGUGACCCAGAACCGUACGAAGUGUGCGCUGCUCGAAGAGAGUAACUUGAAUAAUGUUCUUUGUUAAUGGGUACCGUUCUCUUUACAAUGUAAGAGGGGCUUGACAGAAACACCAAAAACUAAAAUUUGGAUCAUCAUCGUCGAGAUGAACAUUAUUUACUUUCUUGUAACUUAAAGCUUGUUUUAUAAAUCAUGUAUGAAAGUUAAAUAGUGUCUGGCUCCAUUGCUAUCGUUUAAGGCGUAUGCCAUUGAAAACGUGCCCAGUGUUGUAAUUCACUGAAAAAAUAUAUGAAAUAAAGUAGUUUGAAAGUACA
Messenger RNA from Pomacea canaliculata, 4088 nucleotides. RefSeq names its product cytochrome P450 1A1-like. Gene Ontology annotation, molecular function: heme binding; iron ion binding; steroid 17-alpha-monooxygenase activity. The coding region runs from base 2296 to 3819 and encodes 507 amino acids. Gene Ontology annotation, biological process: progesterone metabolic process; hormone biosynthetic process. Lineage: Eukaryota; Metazoa; Mollusca; Gastropoda; Architaenioglossa; Ampullariidae. The transcript is spliced from 2 exons. The record is from RefSeq and is a predicted model, not a curated record.